Messenger RNA from Strongylus vulgaris, 191 nucleotides. Lineage: Eukaryota; Metazoa; Nematoda; Chromadorea; Rhabditida; Strongylidae. The record is from the annotation of a GenBank genome assembly.
AUGCUGACCGCUCGUCUCAUUUGUGCUCGUGCUUCCGCAGCCAACGCCGUCUUCUUCGCCUCGUCUAGGAACUUCUCCAGAACAACAUUCGUCAUGGCAGGGGUAAGUAUAGCAGUUACCUAUUGGUUACCAAUACCUAUGCGUUCGCCAGGUUCUAGAGAUGUAGACCGGGUUAUGUGGAUACCUUAGUU